Molecule: messenger RNA, 597 nt
Organism: Medioppia subpectinata
Lineage: Eukaryota; Metazoa; Arthropoda; Arachnida; Sarcoptiformes; Oppiidae
Source: the annotation of a GenBank genome assembly
UUCGGUUUCGGCUCAUUAGUGACGUACGACUUGUGUUGUACGAAAUGCCGGAUCGUAUUCAUCAUACUAUUGAUUUGGACGGUGGCUAUCGUUUUCCCAAUCGUUCAACACAUCUAUAACUUGGGGCCAGAAUUUUGUCCGGAAAAGCGAAAGCUCGCCGUUUGGAUCGACUUUCAUCCAUACGUACUCGAUUUUAUGCUAAAAGUAAAGCACUAUAAUCCUGUUCUCAUUAAUAACAAUAUGAGCUAUAAAAUGCAAAUUGAAUCCUCUGGUGACCCGACGGCCGCAUUCAUCCUAACCGAUGGCUAUUUAUUACAAUCCAAUUGUAUUGUCUAUUUGAUAUCGUUGGCCAUGUGGAUGCCCUUGGUGGUGGCGAUGAUUGUGGAUCCGAUCAAUCGGGUGCCGCAGGACUACUUGGACACCAUGUGGUGGAUAGCGUUGGCCAACUCGUGCACCUUCUCCUAUCUCUAUGCGGCGACCAAUCGUGAAUUUCGCGAGGCUUUCAAUAAACUGUUUUACUACUGUUGCUGCAAAUCUCACGUCACGUUCGCCCGUAAGGGGGCGGCUAUGCGACGGGGUUUGGCCGCCGACUCGAUC